Messenger RNA from Mandrillus leucophaeus (drill), 2111 nucleotides. RefSeq names its product clathrin heavy chain linker domain containing 1 (gene CLHC1). Gene Ontology annotation, cellular component: clathrin complex. Gene Ontology annotation, biological process: receptor-mediated endocytosis. The coding region runs from base 374 to 1969 and encodes 531 amino acids. Gene Ontology annotation, molecular function: clathrin light chain binding. NCBI's taxonomy places the organism in Eukaryota, Metazoa, Chordata, Mammalia, Primates, Cercopithecidae. The record is from RefSeq and is a predicted model, not a curated record. The transcript is spliced from 12 exons.
AGUUCUCCACUGCUUGCUUCUACCUUGGACUACUUGUCCCAAGAUGCAGUUCCGCCUCCCAGAUUCCCUAGUUACUAUCUCUAAGCACUAAAGUCGGUGUUUGGAGAAAGGGACUCAGCCUAACAGAUGAGACAGACUAUAAACAGGAAGUCUGUAAGGCAGUGUGGUGGAAGAAUAAUACCAUGAUGGAGGAAGUGCACAGUGUUAUGGGAGAACAUAGCAGUGGCAUCUGACCAAUUUAAAGGGAAUCCAGGACAGCUUUCCGGAAGCUGAAGAAAGAGUAAAAGCCAAGCUUAUCAAAGUUUUGGCUUUGUUGCAAGAGCAGGUCAAGAUUUAACUUUUCUUCAGUGAGCAAGUGUGCAGAUUGUCAAAUAUGUCAGUUCAUCAAAUAAGAAAACGUGCAGUUCUCCCACCUAUCAUUUGUAGAAGUGACAAGGAAUUUUUGGAAAGUAUGCAAAGAUACAUAAUUACAGAAACUGAAAGACUGGGCUGUAAUGAGGAAGGACCUGCUGAUGAAUAUUACAUCAUAUACCGAAAUGUUUUUGAUAAGGUAAUAGAGCAUGUCACUGCAUACAAAUCCGUUCUUACUUCAAUCAAAAAAGAAUAUGAUGCCUUUAUUGAGACAAUAAAGAAAGGCCGAAGAACCGCAUUUUGUCUUCAUGGAAAACUUAAAGGUUUGGCAGCAGAGCCUACAGCUUUGGUAUAUCACAGGAAAAGAACAAUCCAACUUGAAGCAAAAAUGAAGAUUAUUGAAAAUAAUUCCUCGAAGAUUCAAUCUCAAAUAGAUCAAAUCAAGCAGUCUAGGGCAGCAUAUGACACGAAAGAAGUAAAAUAUUGUACUUUCUCCAAAGAUCCUUCAAAACCUAUUCCAGGCAUGACUCUCCAAGAAUCCAUGAAUCUAGAUGCUCUCACUAAAUACAUGAAACAUCUUGAAGAUAAAUAUGCAGAAAUUAAACAAGCUAUGUUGAUAAAAUAUGUGCCAGCUCAGAGGAAGUCUGAUUUAGAUGAAGAAAUGAUUGUGUUAUUAAAACGGCGAGAUGUAGCUGAAAAUCUGAACAGAAAGUUACAGUUUUGUCAUCAAAGACUGCAGAUAAUUUCACAGGCACUUACUUCAUGGGUAAAAUCUGAUAUGAGCAGCCCAUUUCGAGACUUUGUGGAGCAAAUUCAGAAAACCAAAUAUUUGCAAGGUGACCAAGGCAUUGUUGAAGAACUAAUGGAAGAUGAUCCAAACAGGGCAAAAGAAGCUGAAAUUAUGCUUCACUACAUUGAAAGAUUUAAUGAGUUAAUCUCACUUGGUGAAUAUGAAAAGGCAGCUUGUUAUGCAGCAAACAGUCCUAGAAGAAUUCUUCGAAACAUUGGCACAAUGAAUACAUUUAAGGCUGUUGGAAAAAUUAGAGGAAAGCCUCUUCCAUUACUCUUAUUUUUUGAGGCCCUCUUUAUCACAAGUCAUGCUUUUCGAUGUCCUGUUGAUGCAGCUCUAACCCUGGAAGGAAUCAAAUGUGGAUUAUCAGAAAAACGGUUAGAUUUAGUUAUCAAUUGGGUUACACAGCAAAGACUGACAUUUUCUGAAGAGGCUGGGGAUGUGAUUUGUGAUUAUGGGGAGCAGGAUACUUAUAACAAGGCCAAGUGCCUGGCUUUAGCUCAGAUUAUCUACAGUGAAUGUGGCCUGCACAAGAAAGCUAUUCUUUGCUUGUGUAAACAGGGUCAGACUCAUAGGGUCAUGGAGUACAUACAGCAGUUCAAGGACUUUACUACCGGUAAUUUCCCCACAGAUGCAGUAGAAAGUCUUAUGAUAAAUGAUUCAUUUUGCUCCACAGAAAGGUGGCAAGAAGUGGCAAAUAUAUGUUCACAGAAUGGCUUUGACAAAUUAUCUAAUGACAUCAUGUCUAUUCUUCGAUCUCAGGCUGCAGUUACAGAAAUUUCUGAAGAGGAUGACGCAGUUAACCUAAUGGAACAUGUGUUUUGGUAGUUCUAUAUCUUAACCAGCUGAGGGAGCUUGUACAACACUUUAUGUAUGCUGGUUGGGCAAACUGAUUUUAACAUAACUAACUUAUAAAUAAAUUUAGAGUAAGCUCUCAGAAAUAAAUCACACUUUUGUUAUGAUGACAUUU